Molecule: messenger RNA, 4260 nt
Organism: Fopius arisanus
Lineage: Eukaryota; Metazoa; Arthropoda; Insecta; Hymenoptera; Braconidae
Gene: Asap
Product: ArfGAP domain of ASAP
Exons: 6
Coding region: 20-3106 (1028 amino acids)
Biological process (GO): positive regulation of GTPase activity
Cellular component (GO): cytoplasm
Molecular function (GO): GTPase activator activity; protein binding
Source: RefSeq, a predicted model, not a curated record
UUAUUCAGGAAUUUGGAGAAUGCCGGGUUUAAUCGCGGUUAGUGAAUUUGUGGAGGAGACGAGGGAGGACUACAAUUCACCAACUACUUCGACCUUUGUGUCGCGAAUGCCACAAUGCAGACAGACCAUUACAGCACUAGAAGAGACUCUGGAUUUUGACAGGGAGGGAUUGACGAAACUCAAGAAGGCGAUCAAGGCCAUACACAAUUCAGGAAAUGCACACGUGGAUAACGAGGUCUACCUGGGGAGAGCCCUGGAGAGGCUUGGAGAUGCUGCCCUCAAGGAGCAGGAGCCGGAUAUUGGCGCAGCAUUUCUCAAGUUUGCUGUUGUCACGAAAGAACUCAGUGCCCUCAUGAAAACCUUAAUGCAAAAUAUCAACAAUAUCGUGAUGUUUCCCCUCGAUUCGGUGCUGAAAGGGGACUUGAGAGGGGUUAAAGGGGACUUGAAGAGGCCAUUUGAAAAAGCUUGGAAGGAUUACGAGGCUAAGUACGCAAAGAUUGAGAAAGAGAAGAAGCAACAUGCAAAAGAGGCUGGUCUUAUACGAACGGAAGUCACACCUGCUGAGAUUGCAGACGAAAUGGAAAAAGAGAGACGGUUAUUUCAAUUGCAAAUGUGCGAGUAUCUCAUCAAAGUUAAUGAAAUCAAAACGAAGAAGGGGAUUGAGUUACUGCAGCAUCUCGUUGAAUAUUAUCAUGCACAAACGAAUUAUUUUCAAGACGGUUUAAAAACGAUUGAGCAUUUUGGCUCGUACAUCGCAGACCUGAGUAUCAAACUCCAAAAGAUUCGUCAGACGCAAGACGAAGAGCGUCGACGGCUGACAGAACUCCGGAGUCUUCUCCGUAGUUCUGGCUGUGACAAAGAGCUCACGACAAAUGCCUCAGCUGGUUAUUCCCUCCACCAGCUGCAAGGGGACAAGCAACACGGUGUAACACGAUCAGGUCAUCUAUUGAAGAAGAGCGAGGGAAAAAUGCGUCGAGUGUGGCAGAAACGCCGCUGCGCGGUCCAAGCAGAGGGAUACCUGGAUAUCUGUCACGCGGAUGAGAACAAGCCACCGACAAGAGUCAAUCUCCUAACAUGCCAAAUAAAACUAGUCCCCGAUGAUAAGCGUGGCUUCGAUCUCAUCAGUUACAACCGAACUUAUCAUUUCCAAGCGGAGGAUGAGGCAGACCAGCGAGCCUGGAUGUCAGUCCUAGUAAACUGCAAGGAGAGAGCCCUUUUGCGAGCCUUCGAUGCCAGUGGAAAGGCUGAUGCAGGCCAGGGUAAUCCGAGCCUCGUUGAGCUCCAACAGGCUGUUAUCAGGUGCGUCAUGAGACUCCCAGGGAAUGACCAGUGCUGUGACUGCUCCUCGCAAAAUGACGCAACGUGGCUGUCAACUAAUUUUGGCAUAAUCGUCUGCAUUGAGUGCAGCGGAAUUCACAGGGAUCUUGGAGUUCACAUCUCCAGGAUUCAAUCAUUAACCCUCGACAAUGUUGGUACUGCACAAUUAUUGCUAGCGAGAUACAUGACUAAUCAAUGUUUCAAUGAAGUCAUGGAAGCGACACUUCAUCAUAAUCUCAAGCCAUCACCAUCCUCCUCGAUGGAGGAAAGAUAUGAAUUCAUUAGAGCUAAAUAUGUUGACAAGCGAUACGUUAUGAAUACCUGUGCUGAUGAACGGGAUCUACUCUCUGAUUUGGAACACGCGGUUAAUAAUAGGGAUCUUCAGCAGCUGCUCCAGGUCUUCGCUGAGAAUGUCGAUCUUGCAGCACCUCUACCCACUUCUGACCUUGGAGAAACUGCUCUGCAUUUGGCUAUUCUGAGGGAAAUGGGGGGCAGUCUACAUCUAGUCGAUUUUCUGGUACAAAAUAUGCAGAGUGGAGGGGUUGAUAGGAUUACAGUCGAUGGGGAAACAGCUCUACAUUUUGCUGCGAGGCAUGACAGAGCUGAGGCUAUGAAAUUACUGUUGAGGGCUGGGGCUGAUCCUACAGUGAGAAAUAAACAGGAUAAGACACCAUCCGACAUUGCACAGGAGAUGGGACACCAUACGUGCAAGGAUUUAUUGAGUCAUGCACUUCAGAAGCAGAAGACCCAGUUUGAUAACGUGAAUAUUGACUGGAAUUUAUCCCAUGAUGAAGGAUCAACAGAUUUUUCGGAUGAUGAGACGAUUAUUGAGGAUCGAAAUGGAUGCUUAACACCGGAAAAAAAAUCGCGAAGUAGACCGCCUUCGUAUGCAGGUGGAGGUGGCUCUGGCCCCGGAGACUCACCAGUAACUCUGAGAAGUCGAAGCAGUACCUGUGAUAGUCUCCAAAGUGGUUCAUCUCCAAACUCAGUGACAAGUAGACAGCAAAUGCCACCACCUCCACCACCUCAAGCAAGAAAACCCAUAAUAGUGUCCAGUCCAAUGGGUCCUCCGGACAUGGCAUUGAAUAUUCACGGAUCACUGAAAAAGAGAGUUGCACCACCUCCUCCACCUGGUACUGGUGGAGGAGGAAUGUUAACAGCGCAUUAUGGAACUUUACCGACUAGUGUCAGCUUAGCCAACUCGUCGCACAGUAGAACAACCAGUGAACCCAUUUUGGCUGGUCAUUCCUUGCACAGUUUACCACAUUCUUUGAAUACUUUGAAUAAUCUCCAUCAUAAGAGGUCGCCUAGUAGUGAUUCAUCGACUGGACAUGGAACUUUAGACAAAUCAAAUACGUCAACUCUUCAAAGGCCAAGGAAUCCUCCUCCUCCAGCUCCCUCCAUCGCCUCGUCAUCGAGAAUGAGUAAUGGUCGCAGCAGUGAAUCUCUCAGUUCAAUGUGUUCAGAACAUGGAAUUGGUAAUCCUGUACCUCCCCCCAGAAAGCGAAGGGAACGAUCCAGGUUAGAAAGCUACGCCGAGGAGCCCUCAUCUUUGCUCCCCAAUAUGAAUCCGCCUACGUCAUCGAGCUUGAACGGAUUGCGUCGCUGUCGUGCACUUUAUGACUGCGAAGCUGACAACGAGGACGAGCUUUCAUUUCGCGAGGGUGAAGUUAUAAUCGUAACGAAUGAACAAACAGACGAUGAUAAUUGGAUGGAAGGGGCCCUAGAGCGUUCACCGGAGCGACGAGGAAUGUUUCCGAUAAGUUUUGUUCACAUGCUUCAGGAUUAACACGCAGUUAGUCUCAACUCAUUAGCGACAAUUUCUAAUUCACCUAGCACUUUGAGUGUGACCAGUCUCAACAAGAGUUAUGAGAAUUAAUUGAAAUAUUUACACCUUAUUAAGCAAACGCAACCAAUAGUGAUGUGGAGGGUUUAACGAGAGGAGUGGAAUAUAUUUUCGUGUUACGCAAUUUUAUUGAGCAUGAGUGAUGAGAGAAGAAAAUGUUAAGAGGUAUCUCUUGUGUGCCCGCUUGGUACUUUUUUAUGGUAAUGAUUCCUCAAUUAUUACUCGAUUAAUGGAAAUUCUAUUGAUCUACCUCGGUUAAACCCUUCUCAUUUGAAUUUAUCGGUUUUUUUUUUUUGAAAGUCAUUUUCAACGUUUGAUCCCCUGUUUGGCCCGAGUACUUUCCGAUAAUUGAGCACGUAAAUGUGAUAUUUCCUAUUCUAUUCAUCCCUAAAUAAAAAAUGUACCUUCAAAAAGUACUGAUCCUAGAGUAACGUCAAGCCAUGUUGUACCUAGUGCGAUUAAGACUUUCUUCUUCAAUUGAAAUGCAUGAAAAUCGAAUGAUAGAAAUUUUCGGAGAUGCUUAGCACUAAGUAUCAUUCAGUGUCUCUUAUUCUAGAGUAUUUUUCGAGUAACUCGUAAAUUCGUUGAUGGAGAGAAGUUAUCAAAUUAGAUAGAUCUAUAUUUCCUCGAUCGUUGAGCGUACGAAAAAUCUAUUAUGUAUUAAUGCAUGACACGAUGAGUAUUACUAGAAUAUCUAUAAAAAAAAAAUUCAAAAACUGAUGGAAAAUUAAUCGAGUCUGUAUCUGACUGAUGAUAAAUAGGAGACGAGUGUACGGUAAUUUGUGUUGAUUUCACAAUUACUCUCAAGUCUAAAAUUUGACGUUUUUCAAAAAAUUUUCAAAUUUUUUUCAGUUGCAGAAAUAUUUGAAGAAAAUAUCUGCAAUUGCAAUUUUUUUUUCAUCUCCUGCUUAUCAUUCUGCUACAGAAGUAAAAAUAUACACUGAAAAAAUUCAUUUUUUUAAUGUAACGCCAUAAUAUCUAGUUUUCAAAGAUAGAAAAUAUAUGAUCCUAGAAAUAUACGAUAUGAAAAUAAAUAAAACAUUAAAUAAAAUUAAAGUACAUCUCAAUAUUCAUUAGUAAUUAGAAAUUUGAAUGAA